AUGAUUGUUAAUGGCGUUGAAAAACUAAUUUGUCAUUUUAAACCAAGAAAAAACUAUGUUGUUCAUUAUCGAAAUUUAAGGCAGUAUCUUGAAAUGGGAAUGAGAAUAACUGCGGUUCAUAGAGGAAUAUCUUUUUACCAAAGACCUUGGAUGGAACCAUAUAUACGAAAGAACACAGAACUUCGAAAAACAGCAGCUAACAGUUUUGAGAAAGACUUUUUCAAACUUAUGAAUAAUUCAGUGUUCGGAAAAACAAUAGAAAAUAUACGAAAAAGACAAAAUAUAGAAGUCGUUGAUAAUCGUAAGAAAGCUGCUAAACUAACAAGCGUCCAAACUUUGAAAGGGCUACGAUAUUUGAUAAAAAUCUUAUAGCUGUUCAUAUGAAAAAAACAGAAGUUUAUUUUGACAAACCAGUAUAUGUAGGUCAAGCAAUUCUUGAUUUGUCAAAAACAUUGAUGUUUGAUUUUCAUUAUAACUACAUAAGAAAGAAAUACAAAAAUAAAGCUGAGUUAUUGUUUACAGAUACAGACUCAUUAAUGUACCAUAUUUACACAGAUGAUUUUUACAAAGAUAUAUCUCGUGAUAUAAAAAAAAAGUUUGACACUUCUGAUUAUCCUCCUAAUCACGAAUCUGGAAUACCGUCAGGAGUUAACAAAAAAGUAAUUGGGAUGUUUAAAGAUGAAGUAGCAGGAAAACAAAUAACUUGUUUUGUUGGAUUACGACCAAAACUUUAUAGUUUCAGAAUAGAAGAGGAUAAAGAAGUGCGAAAAUGUAAAGGAAUAAAGAAAAAUGUUGUGAAAAAGAAAUUAGAUUUUGAUGACUAUGUACAAUGUUUAUUUUCAGGUAAAAAACAAAUGAGAAAAAUGAAUAUAAUAAGAAGUGAAAAUCAUGAUAUAUAUUCAAAAGAAGUUAACAAAAUAGCUUUGAGUAAUGAAGAUGACAAACGCAAAGUCCUC
This is a messenger RNA of Porites lobata, 956 nucleotides long. The record is from the annotation of a GenBank genome assembly. NCBI's taxonomy places the organism in Eukaryota, Metazoa, Cnidaria, Anthozoa, Scleractinia, Poritidae.